AACCGGACCAACCCUAGCUCAAGAUCCACUUACCCUAACUUUACCCAAAACAUCUAGAGAGAGAGAGAGAGAGAUGCAGAAACGAGAGUUUGCGAAAUCCGGCGGUCAGUCCGGUGGAUCUUCGGCUCCACUACCGAAGAGAGGCCGUCCCUUCGGUAGUACAAGUGCAAACUCUGCAGCUGCAGCAGCCGCCGCGGCGGCGGCGGAGGCAAUGUCUCCCUCGGCUCUACUCGGUCCUUCUCUUCACGUUCACAAUUCCUUCGUCGCAGAGCAGAACAACAAAAGAAUAGUGCUGGCGUUACAGAGUGGUUUGAAGAGCGAGGUGACAUGGGCUUUGAAUACACUUACCUUGCUCUCCUUCAAAGAAAGAGAUGAGAUUCGUAGAGAUGUCACUCCUCUCGCUAAGAUCCCUGGCUUGCUCGACGCCCUUCUCCUAAUCAUUGAUGACUGGCGCGACAUUGCUCUCCCAAAGGACCUGACGAGAGGAACUAGAGUCAGGUCUUUAGGUGUUAAUUCUUCAGUUACAGGAUUCGGGUCUGAGUAUGAUGCUCUUGCCUCUAUUCAAACACCUGGCUCUUCAGGUGGUGAGGCAUUAGGGAAAAAGAGCAAACAUGAGUCGUCUCAGUGGUGGAAUGAGGAGGAUGGUUUGUUCAAUCUAGACGAUGAAGGGAGAGCAGAGAAACAGCUUUGCGCCAUUGCUGCAUCUAACGUUAUCCGCAACUUCUCCUUCAUGCCUGAUAACGAAGUUGUUAUGGCUCAGCAUCGCCACUGCUUGGAAACUGUUUACCAGUGCAUUAACGAUCACAUGACUGAGGAUGAAGAGCUGGUCACGAACUCGCUUGAGACGAUCGUGAACCUAGCGCAUUUGAUGGAUCUUCGUAUUUUCAGCUCGUCUAAACAGUCAUACAUCAAGAUAAAUGAAAAGCAAGCGGUUCAAGCUGUCUUAGGGAUUCUCAAUUCUUCUGUCAAAGCUUGGAACUGUGCUGCUGCUGAACUGCUGGGGCGUUUGAUUAUCAAUCCUGACAAUGAACCUUUCAUUAGUCCUUUAAUUCCACAGAUACACAAGAGACUAGUCGAUCUCUUGAGCAUACCAGCCGUUGAUGCACAAGCUGCAGCUGUUGGGGCACUCUACAAUCUUGUGGAAGUAAACAUGGAUUGUAGAUUAAAGCUUGCAAGUGAGAGAUGGGCGAUUGAUAGGUUGUUGAAAGUGAUAAAGACUCCGCAUCCGGUUCCAGAAGUCUGCAGGAAAGCUGCAAUGAUACUAGAGAACCUUGUCUCUGAGCCACAGAACAGAGGGUUGUUACUGGCUUAUGAGAACGCUUUUGCUGAGCUACUUUUUCAAGAUGGUAAGUAUUCUGAUUCGUUUGCGAGGAUUUUGUAUGAACUAACUGCUAGAUCAAAUAGCAGAGUGGCUUCGGCUAGGGGAAUCUGGGGAAUGUAAUGUGGGGUUGGUCACUGAUUAGUGGAUUGAUUAACGAUGCUGUAAUGUAUUAUUAGUAGUAGACUUCAUCGUUUGUUAUGUAUUUUUUUAAGCACAGUAUUGUUGAACAAAGCAGAUGGUGGUUUCUUCUCAUCA
This is a messenger RNA of Raphanus sativus (radish), 1576 nucleotides long. Its product is annotated as armadillo repeat-containing protein LFR. The transcript has 6 exons. Gene Ontology annotation, molecular function: nucleosome binding; protein binding. Gene Ontology annotation, biological process: positive regulation of DNA-templated transcription; regulation of transcription by RNA polymerase II; chromatin remodeling. The coding region runs from base 74 to 1441 and encodes 455 amino acids. Lineage: Eukaryota; Viridiplantae; Streptophyta; Magnoliopsida; Brassicales; Brassicaceae. Gene Ontology annotation, cellular component: nucleoplasm; SWI/SNF complex; brahma complex. The record is from RefSeq and is a predicted model, not a curated record.